AUGGCAUCCAAGAACACGCACUCCACGCCAACUGGCGAUGCCUACGAUCCUGAGAAACCCCCUCACACGGAAGACUUGUCUCCAGAUGAUGAGCCCAAGAUCGCCAACGACUAUCCCGAAGGCGGCACGCAGGCGUGGCUGGUGGCCGCCGGCACCGCGGGCGUCCUCUUCGCCACCCUGGGCUACACCAACUCGUUCGGCGUCUUCCAGGCGUACUACAUGCUGCACCAGCUGCAGCACGAGACCUCGGACCGCAUCGCCUGGAUCGGCUCGCUGCAGGCCUUCCUCAUCUUCGCGACGGGGUGCGUCGGCGGGCCGCUCUUCGACCGCUACGGCGCCAGGGUCAUCCGGCCGGCGGCGGCGCUGUACGUCUUCGCCAUCAUGAUGACGAGCCUGUGCAGCGAGUACUGGCAGUUCAUGCUGGCGCAGGGCGUGCUGACGGGCGUCGCCGACGGUCUGCUCAUGUUCCCGGCCAUGGCGGCCACGCCGCAGUACUUCCACAAGAAGCGCGGCGCGGCCAUGGGCGUCGCCAUCGUCGGGUCGUCCGUCGGCGCCAUCGUCUUCCCCAUCAUCAUGACCAAGAUGCUCAACGAGUCGAGCCUCGGGUUCGGCUGGUCGGUUCGCAUCGUGGCAUUCAUCAUGGUGCCCGUGCUGGUCUUUUGCAGUAUCGUCAUCAAGGCGCGGCUCCCGCCUCGGAAGACGACGUUUCUCCUGCUCUCGGCCUUCAAGGAGCCAGUAUACAAUCUCUUGGUCAUCGGCAACCUCUUCCUCAUGGUCGGCAUGUUUGUCCCCAUGUUCUUUCUGCCGGCCUUUGCCAUUGAGAAAGGCAUGAACGACAGCCUCGCCUUUUAUCUGGUGGCCAUGCUCAACGGCGCCUCCAUCCCGGGGCGUAUUGUCCCCGGCAUCCUGGCAGACAAGUUUGGCCGGCUCAACAUGUUGUUCGGUGCCGGGCUCAGCACAUCCAUUAUCAUUUUGUGCUGGUCCAAGUUAUCGGGAACAGCUGGGAUCAUCAUCUACACGCUUGCUUUUGGCUUCUGCUCCGGGACUAUCGUAUCCGGUGGCUCUGUUGCCCUCUCUCUCGUCCCCAAGAACCAGCAGGAGGUCGGCACAUACCUGGGGAUGGGCAUGGCCAUCGCGGGCGUCUCGGCCCUGAUCGGACCGCCGGCGACGGGAGCCUUGCUCGAUCGAGACCAUAAUAUCCACAACGUCGCCAUCUUCGCAGGGAUAUGUUGUUUGGGAGGCACGAUGCUGAUUCUAUGGGCCAAGAUGUUUACCGAGAAGGGUAUUCUGGGAAAAGUAUGA
Messenger RNA from Thyridium curvatum, 1302 nucleotides. RefSeq lists its product as uncharacterized. Gene Ontology annotation, cellular component: fungal-type vacuole membrane. The transcript has a single exon. Bases 1 to 1302 code for a protein of 433 amino acids. Gene Ontology annotation, biological process: transmembrane transport. The record is from RefSeq and is a predicted model, not a curated record. NCBI's taxonomy places the organism in Eukaryota, Fungi, Ascomycota, Sordariomycetes, Thyridiales, Thyridiaceae. Gene Ontology annotation, molecular function: transmembrane transporter activity.